AUGACAUCAGAAGACUUCACAGCCAAGACGGCUGCCUUCAUGCAGUGGUUCAAAGCGCUCCCCGGUGCUGCAUUUUCAAAUUCAAUCGAGAUUGCCGACCUGAGAUGCCGCGAUGCGGGCCGUGGCAUAAUUGCGCUUGUCGAUAUUCCUGCUGAUACAGCUCUUUUCACGAUACCCCGACGUGCGAUCAUUGAUUCCGAUACAUCAUCCCUGAGAGAGAAGCUGCCGAAUCUGUUUGAGAGUCAAGGUGAUGAAGAUGAGGAGCAGGCUCUCGACCCUUGGAGUGCGUUGAUUCUCAUAAUGAUGUAUGAGGUCUUCUUGGGUGAUCGAUCCAAGUGGAAGCCAUAUAUCGACGUCUUGCCGCUAGAAUUCGACACUCCCAUGUUUUGGUCCGAAGAGGAACUGUCGCAUCUUCAAGCCAGCGCUACCGUGAACAAGAUUGGCAAGGUUGUCGCAGAAGAAAUGUUUCGCACGCGACUCAUACCUGCCAUCCGUGGUAAUCCGUCUCUCUUCGUCAACAGCAGCGAGUGCAGUGACGACGAUUUGAUCAGACUAGCUCAUCGCAUGGGGAGCACCAUCAUGGCCUACGCUUUUGACUUGGAGAGUGAAGAGGCAGAUGACGAUGACGGGUCAGAUGGCUGGGUUGAGGACCGAGAGGGCAAAUCUAUGAUGGGCAUGAUUGCAAUGGCGGAUAUCUUGAAUGCGGAUGCCGAAUUCAACGCGCACGUCAACCACGGAGACGACGAGCUGACUGUCACUUCGAUUCGCGAUAUCAAGGCGGGGGAGGAAAUUCUCAACUACUACGGGCCUCAUCCAAACUCCGAGCUGCUUCGUAGGUACGGUUACGUCACACAAAAGCAUUCACGAUAUGAUGUGGUGGAAAUCCCUUGGGACGCGGUACAACAUUCGCUCAUGUCUGAGCUUGGUGUGCCACGAGAUGUCAUGGCCGAGACGAUGGGUGAGAUGGAUCAAGACGACCUAGAGGAUGUCUUUGUGCUCGAACGGGACUCUGGUGAGCCAAAUCCCGACGGAACCUUCGCUGGCCCCGCGGUGGUAGAUGGGAUGCCUGCAGGUCUGAAGGAACAGCUCAAGUCGACACUCAAGCUGCUUCAGAAACUGGACAGAAAUCUCAUCUCAGAUAAGAGAAAGAGAGAUGACAUAUUGCGCUCCACAAUGGCUGCGACACUACGUCUCCUUGCAUCGCGGUACUCGACAACUGCCGCCGAGGAUGAAGUCUUGUUGGCACAAGGCCAUCUCAGUCGCCGCCAAAGGAUGGCGAUCCAGGUCAGACUGGGAGAGAAAAGGCUUAUACAGGAAGCCUGUGAUCAUUUCUCAGAAAAGGCUUCGCAAGAGACACCUGAAACGGGCUUUACGGCAGCCAAGAAGGCAAAACGAUCCGAAUGA
Molecule: messenger RNA, 1404 nt
Organism: Metarhizium album ARSEF 1941
Lineage: Eukaryota; Fungi; Ascomycota; Sordariomycetes; Hypocreales; Clavicipitaceae
Product: SET domain protein
Exons: 4
Coding region: 1-1404 (467 amino acids)
Biological process (GO): peptidyl-lysine monomethylation
Cellular component (GO): nucleus
Molecular function (GO): protein-lysine N-methyltransferase activity; protein binding
Source: RefSeq, a predicted model, not a curated record